AAAGACAUGGAAUAAAGACCCGAGCUUGCAAGCCGCUGUCCUCAGGUGCUCUGUUGGAAGUGAGAACCAGUGCUCACAGAGGCAGUGGCCAGAGAUCCCUGAAGACCUCUGAUUGGGGUGUCUGAGAGGAGCAGGGCUUCAUGGAGCGCGGACCACCCAACAUGACGGUGUCCCCCACACCUGAAUAUCCAGGAUAUGGUUCUGAUGAUUCAACAGAAAAUAGUGAAAAUGAGAGUACAUUUGGAAGCUUUAACUUUUAUGGCUGGAUGAAGAUCCUCUUUCUGCUCAUUGCCCCGCUUGGGCUGCUGGGGAACGGCGCCGUCCUGUGGCUCCUGGGCUUCCGCAUCCGCAGGAACCCCUUCUCCGUCUACAUUCUCAACCUGGCGGCGGCCGACGCCCUCUUCCUUUGUGGCUCCUUUCUGAUCUAUGUAGAUGAGUUUGUUAAUAUUUUUUAUUAUUUAACUUGGACAAUGCUGUUCUUCCUCAGAUACAUCUCCUACACCGCGGGCCUGAGCCUCCUGGCCGCGAUCAGCACCGAGCGCUGUCUAUGCGCACUCUUCCCCAUCUGGUACCGAUGUCGCCGCCCCAAGCACACAUCGGCUGUGGUCUGCGCUGUCCUCUGGGCCUUGACUGGGAUGUUCUGGCUAGUACAUUUUUUCAUUUGGGAAUUUGUAUCUCCUCCCAGUUUAAACUUCUUCACCAUCCGGGGGGCGUGGUUCAUUCUCCUCACCUGCGUCCUGUGCGUGUCCAGCCUGACUCUGCUGCUGAGGGUCCAGUGCAGCUCCCGGCGCCGGCGGCCCCCCAGGCUCUACCUCCUGGUGCUGCUCAUGGUCCUCGUGUUCCUGCUCUGCGGCCUGCCCUGGGAGAUCGAAGAUUUCAUGUAUAUUCACUUCAACAUACAUUUGAUGCCUUAUUGGCUUUUUGAACCCCUGUCCUAUGUGAACAGCAGCGUGAACCCCCUCAUUUACUUCUUCGUGGGCAGACUAGGGAAUAGGAGGAGGGAGACGCUCAGGGAGGUGCUCCAGAGGGCCCUUGGGGAUGAGCAGGAAUUAGGAGGUGGGACAACAAACACUCCCCACACCAGCAGCGCAGAGACUACACUCUGAGCUAAGAACAAGAUGUUCAGACACAACAGCCCUGAAAUGACCCCCUUACCCCAAGCCCAGUAGCAGCUCCCCCCUCCCUGGAAGGAAAAUCAGAUUCCCCUGACAUUCCUUAUGUUGGUGCCUAGGAUGUGAACUCUAGGUGAUGAACAUUUAUUAGGUGCCUAUUGUAUGUCAGGCAGCUGGAUAUCCAAAAAGGACAGAACUCCAAAGCCUGGAAUGGGAAGAACUCAGGUCACAUCUAGUCUGAGAAACUAGCUGUAUAACCCUGCAGUCACUUAAUUCUGCCUCAGUUUCCUCAUCUAUAAAACGAACUAUCAAAAGAAAUGCCAAAACUCUCAAGCAUCUUUGUCCAGAAAACCCCAGAUAGGGUCAUAUGACUGAACAAGAAGACUAUACCAGGAACUGUACUAAGCCCUUCAAAACAUCUCAUUAAAUCCUCACGAUAUAGGGUGGGGGAAGGGAGGAGGAGUAUGUGUUCUCCAGAUAGUCAUUUUACACUUGAGGAAACUGAGGCAGGCAGAGGUUCAAUGACUUAAUCAAGCUACCAAAACAAGUAAGCUUAUGAGACUGGAUUUGACCUCAGAUCUUCCUUAUUCCAGGCCCAAUGAAUGCUCUGUGUACUUUGGAGCUCCAUAGCUUGCUGGAGGCUCCUUUAUGUAGGGACUGAGGUCCAGGGGUUCAUGUGUCAACAUCCCAGAGAAAGACUUCCAUAAUAAAUGGUAACUAUCCCUGUCCUGAAGAGUAGAAGAAGAAACACACACACACACACACACACACACAGAGAGAGAGAGAGAGAGAGAGAGAAAGAGAGAGAGAGAGAGAAACAAUUUCCUGUGAAAUAUCUUAGAAGACAUCAUUCAGCCUCCAUUUAAUUUCUCCAGUGAUAAUAAUCUUAUUCCUUCCUCAGUCCUUUCAGAACCCAUAUUUUAUCUAGUUUAGAUGCAGAAUAGGGGGAUCACAUAUUUUUAAACUUUUAUUACUUAUAUAAUCAAUCAUAUUGAUAAUGUUCAUUAGGUUAAAACAUCAAAAACCCUUUAUUUCUGAUAUAAAACCCACUUGGUCUUAAAGCAGAAUCUUUGUAAUAUAUUGUUAUAAGUUUUAGUCAAUAUUUUAUUGAGUAUUGUUGUCUCCAUAUUCAUUAGUGAAAUUAGUCUAUAUAUUUUCUUCCUCUGUUUUUACUCUUUGUGGGUUAGGUAUCCAUAUUAUAUUUGUUUCUUAAUAGGAGAUCAGUAGGAUCCCAACUUUGCUUAUUAUUUUAAACUAUUUCAUAUUAGAAUUAGUUAAUUUUAAAUGUUAGAUAAAAUUCUCUUAUAAAUCCAUCUACACCAGGUGGGGUUUUUUCCUUAGAAGCUCAUUUAGGGCCUGUUCAAUUUCUUUUUCUAAAAUAGGUGUAUUCAUGGCACCCUAUACCAAGAUAAGUUUAAAAUGGCUUAGAGAUAUAAACAUAAAUGGUGGUACCAUAAGCAAAUUGUGAGAAGAGCAAGUAGUCUAUCUCUCGGAUCUUUGGAGAAAGGGGGAAUUUAUGACCUAAGAAGAACUAGAGAGCAUC
Molecule: messenger RNA, 2655 nt
Organism: Sarcophilus harrisii (Tasmanian devil)
Lineage: Eukaryota; Metazoa; Chordata; Mammalia; Dasyuromorphia; Dasyuridae
Product: mas-related G-protein coupled receptor member X1-like
Exons: 2
Coding region: 141-1106 (321 amino acids)
Biological process (GO): G protein-coupled receptor signaling pathway
Cellular component (GO): membrane
Molecular function (GO): G protein-coupled receptor activity
Source: RefSeq, a predicted model, not a curated record